This is a messenger RNA of Aspergillus affinis, 1065 nucleotides long. RefSeq names its product MDR family MFS transporter. The record is from RefSeq and is a predicted model, not a curated record. Gene Ontology annotation, molecular function: transmembrane transporter activity. NCBI's taxonomy places the organism in Eukaryota, Fungi, Ascomycota, Eurotiomycetes, Eurotiales, Aspergillaceae. The transcript is spliced from 5 exons. Bases 1 to 1065 code for a protein of 354 amino acids. Gene Ontology annotation, biological process: transmembrane transport.
AUGAAUUCAAUUCCCUGUCGGAUGUCGGCUGGUAUGGAAGCGCAUAUACAUUGGCAUCAUUGCGUCCUGGUCGCGUGCGUUCUACGCUUUGAGGUUGGAUCUGCAGUCUGCGGAGCAGCGCCUAGCUCGGCAGCUUUUAUUGCUGGAAGAGCAAUCGCCGGAGUUGGUGCGGCCGGUAUCUUUUCUGGAUCUAUCAUGUGUAUUGUCUAUGCUGUUCCUUUAGAGAAGCGUGCUCAGAUCCAAGGUCUAUUCGGAUCUAUUUUUGGCAUUGCUUCCAUAGUAGGACCGCUGAUUGGCGGUGCAUUUACCUCAAAUGUAACCUGGAGAUGGUGCUUUUAUAUCAACUUGCCGUUCGGUGGCGUGGCAGUGGCUAUCAUCAUCUUCUGUCUGAAGGUGCCUGAUCGAGAUACGACCAAGCUGGUCUGGAAGGAUAAGGUUUCACAACUGGACGCUGUUGGUACUGUGAUCCUAAUAUCCUGUAUGUUUCAAUCCAUCACCGCUGUCUCUGCCGUGGAGUCUAGCAUCCGCCUCCUCCCACUGAUGCUAGCCGUGGUCCUCGCAUCAAUUGUCGGGGGCCUCGCCACUCAAAAAGCCGGAUACUACACGCCCUUCGCUAUUGGCGGAUCCUGGAUAAUGACCAUCGGGGCCGGCCUCCUCACAACUCUCCAGGUCGACACCAGCGAGGGCAAAUGGAUCGGAUAUCAGAUCCUCUACGGAUUCGGGAUGGGUCUCUCCUUUCAGGCUCCCAAUCUUGCUGCACAGACUGUUCUUCCAGCCGCAGAUGUCCCGAUCGGCUCGUCGCUGAUGUUCUUUGGGCAGCUUCUCGGAGCGACUAUAUUCAUCUCUGUUGGGGAGAACGUGCUGGAUAAUCAGCCGGUUAGUCGCCUUUCGGGUAUGCCGGGUUUUGAUCCGAAAUUUGUCACGUCGGGCGGCGCUACGUCUUUGCUUGGUUUGUUGCCGGAGGGACUACGGGGUACGGCUCUUGUGGUUUAUUAUGAGGCGCUGAGAUCUGACGAUGAGGAUUCCAAGGGAACAACGAAGAAGCUAGAGAAUGAGGCCGUGUAA